UUCUUUAUAAAAUAAACUCUAUGUUUAACUGGAAACAGUGAACUUAUUUAUUUGCGGUCUUAGUCGUUCAAGUUCCUAUACCAAAUAUGCCAAGAGGCGGUAAAAAAGGUCACAAGGGCCGGGGAAAGCAGUUCAGCAACCCUGAAGAGAUUGAUAGACAGAUGAAAGCACAGAGAGAGCUGGAGGCGAACGGUGGAGUAGAGAAGGAGGAGGAGAAGUCAUCAGGAUCUGACGACAGCAGCAGUGAAGAGGAGGACGUUAAUAAGAAGAAGAGUGGAGUGGAAGGAUUGAUUGAGAUUGAGAAUCCCAACCGUAUAUCCCAGAAAAGUAAGAAGGUGACCGAGCUUGAUGUCAACGCACCCAAAGAGCUGUCACGCCGAGAGAGGGAGGAGAUAGAGAAGCAGAAAGCUAAGGAACGCUACAUGAAGCUUCACCUAGAGGGGAAGACAGACCAGGCACGGGCCGACCUCGCCAGGCUGGCCAUCAUCAAGAAGCAGAGAGAGGACGCACAAAAGAAGAGGGACGGCCUCAAAAAAGAAAAAGAAGCUGAAGACUCCAAGUCCAAGCGUUAGGCCUGUCUCCCGAGGACUUGGCCUGGAAAACGAUCUGGGGAGGAUGGAGAGACAAGAAGACUGUAGGAGGGGAUCGAUAUGAGGGUUGUCAGCUCAGGGGUAAUAUGUGCUUGGGCUCCUGCCCUUCAUCUCCGAUGAGGGAAGGGUGUGAGCCGGGUGUUAUGGAGGAGACGGAAAAGGAGCACUUCAGGUUUGCCUGUUUAGUUCCUCCGUAUUCUGUGAGGUCACAGCGGCAGGCAUUCUAGUGUCUUCACUCCUCCCCUGUGUUCUAAUUCUAAAGCUGCUGGAGAUCAUUCUUUGAUUAUAUUUUUUGCAUUUUAACACUGUUUACUUAUGAAUGGGAAGUGUUGUGGGAGGAUGAGUAGGGGUUUGUAUACUUUCAUCUGACCUG
Oncorhynchus nerka (sockeye salmon) is the source of this 963-nucleotide messenger RNA. RefSeq names its product 28 kDa heat- and acid-stable phosphoprotein-like. Gene Ontology annotation, cellular component: cytosol. Bases 87 to 572 code for a protein of 161 amino acids. The record is from RefSeq and is a predicted model, not a curated record. The transcript is spliced from 6 exons. NCBI's taxonomy places the organism in Eukaryota, Metazoa, Chordata, Actinopteri, Salmoniformes, Salmonidae. Gene Ontology annotation, molecular function: RNA binding.